UGGUGAAAGUAAUAAUCCUAAUAAGAAUAUUGAUAAUAACAAUAAAACAUUCUGAUCAAUCAUACAUGAGUUAUUAAAAACACAAAGGGAAGCAUGAGUGGAGGGUGAUCAGUCAUCAGCAGCCCCACCCCUCACGACAGCUCGUAACUAUUUUGUGAUUAAAAACAUCUUUUUCAACCGAGUCCUGGUCGAGACAGGCAGCAGUACAAACUAAGAACAAGUCAAUUAAAACGGAUAGAAAACAAAAAGACAGCAAACUAAAACAGAAUAAAAAUUCAAUUCAGCAAUAUCAGUUCAAGCCACGACACUCCCACGAUUCAUCUCCAGGACUUUAAAGUGGAUUUAAAAGAGUUUUUCAAGAAGUUUAUAAGACGACGCAGGGGUUAGUGUUCGGGAGAGUCUUUCUUAAUUUUGAAAUAAGUAUGAAAAGUAUGGUAAUCGCUUUAGAUUCAUUUAAAUUGUACUCAUCCUCAAUGUUUUCAUUGUCCAGGUGUGUUUUCUAUUCAAAGUUAAACUCCUGUAUUCAGUUACAACACUCAGUAUAACCACAAGGGCUAUCAUAUGUUUACCUUGAUUAAUCACAGCUGUUUGCUCGUUUAUUGAUUUCGCUGUCAUUGUGUUCACAUGUGGUGUAAAAGAAUAAAAAAAUAGUUUAAGGAAAAGAAGCAGGUGUGACACCCGUUUCUUUGCGUCAACCAGUGUUUGAUGGCUUGAAGACCGUUUUGUUUUCGACUUACAUCGCCUGAAAUUGGGAGUUGAGAUGGAGGUGUCAUCUGCGUAGAAGCGGAGAGCGAUGUUCAGGCAGCAGGAUCAGCGUGCUCUCCACUCCCACCUGAUGUUGACUUUCUGCUUCAGCUGCAGGUCAACAAUAGAAAUGUACAGCUCUGCAGGUUAAAAGGGUUUGCUCAGACUGAGAGGAAGGCAAGCAGCCAUGUCAGCUCGGAGCAUUCUGGCUUUUCUUGCUUUAAUUGCAGGUGUUUCCAGCAGUCAGACUUCAAACUGCUCCUAUUUGGGUCUUUUCAAACACUUAAACCUGACAGAGGAAAAUGAAGUCCUAUCAGGAAUGCGGCCCGUCAAAAACUGGACAACGUCCACCUUCGUUCAGAUUGACAUGAUGUUGGACGGGAUUUUAGAAGUGGAUGAGAAGUCUCAAGCUGUCACAAGUCACAUCUGGACUCAGGUGGUGUGGGAAAAUGAAUUCCUAACCUGGAAUCAAUCAGACUUUUGUGGGAUAGACAUGCUGACCGUUCCAGCAACGAGAGUGUGGAACCCAGAUUUAUUCAUCCAAGAGGACGCCUCUGAUGUUGGAACUAUUCAGAAAAGUCCAUUUGUCCGAGUGACUUCCGACGGGAUGAUGUACUCUUACUUUCGUCAGCGACUGACCUCCACCUGCCAGCUGAACCUGUGGCUGUUCCCCUUCGAUUUACAAAAAUGUACCAUCACAUUUGGGUCCAUGGUGUCAGAUGCAAACUCAAUAAACCUGGGAUCCGUCCACAAUGCCUCAACCCUUACUGAUAUCUCGGAGAGAUACAUGGUCACACGGGGAGAAUGGUACCUCGCAGAAAUUAAGAUGGUUGCAUGCAAUGUUACCAAAGCUGCUUUAAAAACAAGCAAACUUACAUAUGAGAUCACAAUCAUCAGGAAGCCCAUGCUUUAUGUCGUCAUUUUAAUCGUGCCGCUGUUCUUCUUACUGCUCCUGGACUUGGCCUCCUUCUUCAUCUGCGAGGCCAAAGGCGAAAAGCUGAACUUCAAAGUGACCAUCCUGCUGUCCGUCUCUGUCUUACUGCUGAUCCUUCAGGAUAUGUUGCCUUCAACCGAAGACAAGCUGCCAAUGAUCGCCACCUACUGCGUCAUGACCUUUGGCCUGGUGGGGAUAAGUGUUCUGGAGGCCAUGCUGGUGGGUUUCCUAAUCGAGCUCGAUGGUCAUCGUGCUAAGAAGGCUCCAAACUCGGCCUGUGAGGAGAUUCAGCUGGAGGAAAACCAUCAGAAGGAGGCUGCCCGGGCUGAAGAGGAGGUCCAGGUGAGACCGGAGAAAUGUUACCUUCCUCUGGACGGGCCGAGCGGGAGCCACCUGCUGACACUGAUCCUGGAGGAAGUGAAGGCAGCUCGACAGGAAGCUGUAGGCCAAGAAAAAGACGAGGGGAAGCCCGGACACUACACAAGAAUGGCAGAAAUCAUUGACUAUGUUUUCUUUGUCCUCUAUUUUUUAACAGUUGCUACAUUUCUGACAGUCAUGUAUAUACACUGGGUUCACUUCUAUUAUGAUUAUGUGAAGUGAUGAAGUGUGUAUAAUCUGCCAGUGCAUGCUCUUAGAUUUAUGACUAUGAAUGGUAAAUAACUAAAUAUCACCUCGUUAUGAACGUUUUAAACACAUACAGUAAUUGAUUUGUACUUAA
Messenger RNA from Larimichthys crocea (large yellow croaker), 2396 nucleotides. RefSeq names its product 5-hydroxytryptamine receptor 3A. The transcript has 11 exons. Lineage: Eukaryota; Metazoa; Chordata; Actinopteri; Sciaenidae. Gene Ontology annotation, molecular function: extracellular ligand-gated monoatomic ion channel activity; transmembrane signaling receptor activity. Bases 932 to 2278 code for a protein of 448 amino acids. Gene Ontology annotation, biological process: monoatomic ion transmembrane transport. Gene Ontology annotation, cellular component: membrane. The record is from RefSeq and is a predicted model, not a curated record.